Drosophila pseudoobscura is the source of this 3240-nucleotide messenger RNA. Its product is annotated as serine-rich adhesin for platelets. Bases 1 to 2655 code for a protein of 884 amino acids. The record is from RefSeq and is a predicted model, not a curated record. Lineage: Eukaryota; Metazoa; Arthropoda; Insecta; Diptera; Drosophilidae. The transcript has 8 exons.
AUGGGCAUGGUCGAGACGGCGACGUCGGAGUAUCGCUUGGAAGCCAACACCUCCUACACGUACCUCCUGGUGACGCUCAACUUGACGCUGACUCUCAUUGUAAUGUUAGGCGCGUGUCUCUGCUGCAAAAAGAAAAUACCAAAAAAUGAUUUGCUCGGACUCGAGGGUAUGGUCAAGCUGAAGAAUCCGGAUGAGGUCAUUGUGGUAACCAGCCUGGUGGGCAACAGUGAGUCGCAGGCGGAGCUGAAUGCCUCCACUGUCUCGAAUGCUGACUCGGAAAAGCGAUCAAGUACAGCGGCGCAUCGUAGUUUGCCUGAUAUUCCUGUGGCCGAAAGCAACGAUAAUGGCUCCGAAUUAUACGAGACUGUGGCGGAUAAACAGCUUGUGGAUGCACUCAAUGCACGUAGUCAAAGUCCCCAGCCCAGCCUUAAGAAACAGACAAGCGUUUCGCAGCACAGCUCGAUAAGCCAGGCGGAUGAUGUCAGCUCGCCAUAUUCGCGUGUCAAGGGACUACCGCAUGACUAUGCCAAAGUUCGAGGCACUGAGCAUCCCUAUGCCCAGCUAAAUGCACCGUCCACAUCCCAUUCGGCGCAAGGUGCUGCUGCAGCGGCGGCUGCGGUGGUAGCAGGCUCAUCCAGUGAGGGCGCCGAUCACCUGCAUCGGAGCUCCCAGCACAGCGACGGCUCGAGAGACCACAAUGACUCCGCUCCAGCGCAAGUGGAAAUUCCGGCAGCUUCGGCCAUUGCGGGCAUGAUAUCAGCCAGCCAAGAUCUGCCUUACAUGACGCCGCCCAUUGCUAACCAGCACUUUAGUGGUGACUCGCAGGACUCGUCAAAGGGAUACACAAGUAUUAGCGUGCGUGAGCCGCUGGCCAAUAUACUGGCACAACAGCCACCGGGCAAGCCUCCUAACAGAAAUGCCUCCCUGGCACGAGAUGGAAAUGACUCUCAUUAUGCCACCGUAUCCGAUGAUUCAGAUGAAACGUAUGCCGCCAUUGAGGAUCCCAACAAUCGUCACCCAACGAAUGCCGCCGAUAUUUAUACCAGCGGCUCGGAGACCUACGCACAAAUCCAGCCCAUGCAGAUCAAUCCCAUAGUGGUGGCCGUUGAAAUCAACAACAGCAGCAGCCUGCCAACAACGAGCUCAGCCGCGGGCGUGGUCAGUGGUGGCACCCAGAGUGGAGCUCUGAGGCCGACUAACAGCAACAUCGGAGCAACUGAUCAUGCCGUGCCCGUCCCCCCGCCUGUGGAUAGCUUACGAGCGCAAAUGCACUCACGACAGGCAUCGUCCUCGUCGAAUAAUAGCACUUCUGUGUGUAAUCUGGGCUCGCCCAAGCCGGAGAAGCGGCAGGCGAACUCGCCGCUGCCACCGACGCCCAAGUCAAGUGCCCAUCUGCAUGCGAGCAGCAUUAGCAACCUCGCCUCUGCCCGUAAUUCUGUAAUUUCGGUGAUUGAAGCUGGCGGCGAUGGUCACGAAGUUGAGGCAUCCGCCGAGGCAUCUCCACAACGCAAGCACAGCAAAAGUCUCAGUCCCUCAAAGGAUGGCGGCGGCGAGGGCAAUAAAAACAUUGAGGGCAUGUAUGCCAAGGUCAUGAAGAAACACAAAUUCUCUCGCAAUUCUCCCUCGUCGCAGAACAGCUCGCCCAUUCUCACGCGCAAGCAGCAGCAAGAUACGUUGGGAGUGAGCCCCUUGGACAGUGCGGCAGCGUUGCUUGUGGACCCACAGAAGGGUGCUCGCGUGCGUAGCAACAGCUACUCGGCCAAGGAUCACGGCUAUGAGACGAUCCCAGCAGAUGGCCAGCUUAUGCACGAGAAUCGCAAAUCGGAUUGCUAUGCAGCCAAUAUGCUGCAGAAGGAGCGCCAACACGAAGGAGCGAUUGCCCCCCAGCCUGUGACGAAAGCGACAGCGACUGGGAUCAGCGGCGCCAGCACAAAGCACUAUGAGACUAUUAGCCAGCCAACGCCACCGCCGCCGCCUCCGUCAAAAUGCAACAACGAUCCAGGCUACGAACAACUGCAGCUGCAUCCCGUCCACACUGAAGAUGAUGCCAAGAAAUCUGACUAUGAUCCCAACUAUGAGGUGCUCAAGAGUCGCGCCCACUCGGACGACGGAUAUGCCAAGGUGCUGGAGAAGAAACGGGCACCCACAGGGGAUGCUGGGGGCUACAGCACUAUUCCAGGUGCCGAUGCCAAUCACAACUAUGCCAGCAUUCUGGAAACGAAGGCCACCGCGGAAACGGACCACUAUGCGAGAAUAGCCGAAAAUGUAGCUGCCAGCACACCGGGAAGCACUUCGAACAGCAGUCGCUUAACCCUGACAUCGCCCACCUCCACUUCCACAUCCAAUUCCCUGUCGCUCAACUCGUCAACAGUGGCAACCAGCACGCCGAUAUCCUCCCAGUACGAGUCUUUAACAGGAACGGGCAGCGAAACGGAUCCCAACUAUGAGUCGGUGUGCUACCUAACCACAGGAGCCACAGCAACGACCACAACGACUACUAGCACGAGUAGCGGGGGCGGUUUCGUGGAGCAUGCUUAUGAGCCGCUUCAGGCUGAUUUGGAGUCGGACACGCAGGCGAGCAGUCCAAUGAGCGGAGCCACGGCCACUUCCACGCCCAGUGAGCAGUUGCUAGUAGAUGACUACUUCCACGUAUAGUCAGUAGGAGCCCCAUUAGCUGGAUUGAGCUGGAUCUCCCCCCUCCCCAUCAUCAUCAGUUUUUUUGCUUAGCAAUCUUUCACGCACAUAUCAUUCAUUUGAUGCACACUCAUAAGAAGAAACGCAUAAAUCGUAGAUACAUACAGCGCUCGCUCAGCGACAGUCUUUAGAUUAGGCUGCAGGUCCGCUGACCCAUGGUACGUGGACUUGCAGGCCAAGUAGUAACCAAGUACUAUCUAUCCAAUAUGGCACACAGCUUCAUAUCGGUUUGCUCUUUAGUACAUAGCAUAGUCCCGUAGUCUUAAGUUAACUUUGUGUACAAACUAUUUGUAUGUCUCCGGUUCGACAAUUAUUGUGUACUUCCAGCAGUCGCGAGAGGGUAUAUCGCUCCCUAUACAUAUACUCCACAAUAUCUACAAUAUGGAUUAUUCUAUCUAAGUACCAGUGCGUCCUAUUUUAGGUAAAUUGAAUGCGAAUUGUAAGCAGAACAAAGAACAAAGAGCUACGCGCCACUUGACGCGGCAUUUGUUUAAAUUGAUAAGCACAAGCGUCGGGUUGGUUUGGAUUCGGUGGGUUGUUAUUUAA